AUGAAGCUAAUUAGUGUUUGCGGAUUAAUUUUUGCACUACUUAGCUUAGUUUCGGGAGGAAAUCAUGAACAUGGUGGUGAAGGUUCCAGUUAUAGUGUUGUAACUAAGCAUGAGGAACCAGAACAUCAUCACAGCUAUGGUCAUGAUGAUCAUAGCAGUUAUGUUGUGGAUGGUGGUCAUGAUAGUGGACAUGAUGGUGGUCAUGAUGAUGGACAUGAAGCUCAUCAUUAUCCUAAAUAUGAAUUUAAUUAUGGUGUUGAAGAUAAACAUCAUGGAGAUAAAAAGAGUCAAUGGGAGCAUCGUGAUGGCGGUCAUGUUAAAGGUAGUUACUCAUUAAAAGAAGCUGAUGGUACAACUAGAAUUGUGGAGUACACCGCUGAUGACCAUAAAGGAUUUAAUGCUAAGGUUCAUAAAAUUGGCCAUGCGCACGCAGGUCACGAGGGUGGUCACGAUGAUGGUCAAGAACACGGUCAUGGACAUGGUGGUCAUGGCAGCAGUUACAUUAAUGUGAAGCAACAUCAUGACAAGCAUUAA
Molecule: messenger RNA, 534 nt
Organism: Teleopsis dalmanni
Lineage: Eukaryota; Metazoa; Arthropoda; Insecta; Diptera; Diopsidae
Product: histidine-rich glycoprotein-like
Exons: 3
Coding region: 1-534 (177 amino acids)
Cellular component (GO): extracellular matrix
Source: RefSeq, a predicted model, not a curated record